AUGGGAGGACAUGGUGGUUUAAAUAUCCUUCCACAGAAAAAGUGGAAUGUUUAUAGGCACGAUCGUCAGUACCAAGUAAAAUUCGAUGAACAUCGUGAUAUUGAAAAAAAACUCAAUGAUAAAGAAAAAUUAAAAAGAGAAGGAUUAAGUGAUUCAUUAGUAGAAUUAAGAAGAAGAGCACAGGAUAUACAAAAUAAAGAUAUUGACUUGGAAACUGAACUUAAUUACACUAAAGAUGAUUUUAAGAAUAAAUUACUAAAAAGAGAUAAAAAAAUAUAUAAACAAAAGGAAUUAGAAGUUGAAAAAACUGAUUUAUUACCGGAAUUUAAUGAAGAAACUGAUUUAUUACACGAAUUGAAUGAAGAAAAACCUGUAACAAGAUCAAAGGGUCAUAUUAAUUUUUUUGAAAAGGAGGAAAGAGAAGCUGAAGAGGCAAAUAUUAAAAGAAGAGAACAUUUAAUUAAAAGUGGCCAUUAUAUUUAUAAUUCAGAUUUUAAAGGCCCUAGAAAGGUCAAUGUUUACGUAGAUGAAGAAAAUCCUAAAGUUAUUCCAGAUUUUAAAAAACAACAAAAACCUUGGUAUAUGAGACCAAAAAUUACUGAAUUUAACGAUUUUACAGAUUUUAAUGAUUCUAACACUGAUUCUAAGUUGGUAGAAUCUAAUAUUAAACGUCGUAAAACUAAAGAAGAAUUACGUACUGAAAGAUUAUCAAGAGAAUCUUCUGAAAGAGAAAGAGCUUUAAAACUUUUAAAAUCAAAAUAA
This is a messenger RNA of Theileria annulata, 762 nucleotides long. RefSeq lists its product as uncharacterized. Lineage: Eukaryota; Apicomplexa; Aconoidasida; Piroplasmida; Theileriidae. The record is from RefSeq and is a predicted model, not a curated record. The coding region runs from base 1 to 762 and encodes 253 amino acids. The transcript has a single exon.